GUGGUUGGAUGACUGCCACCUUUACCGACGGGCAGCUGUUUUGCAACAGUGUGCGCGAUGUUUGUUCAACAGAUCGGGACACGCAGAAUGAGUUCCCACUAACUCCUUCGACAAGCUUCGACAAGCUUCGACAAGUACAGACUCCCUCUGCUGCUGCUGAUGAUGAUGUAGAGAACCUCAUUCCUUGGUUUAACACCGCCUGUUUGUGUGUGUGUGUGUGUGUGUGUGUGUGUGUGUGUGUGUGUGUGUGCGUGUGUGUGCGCGCGCGUCUUGACACUCGUAUUGUUGCUCCACCUCCGUCGACUUGAAGUUUAAAAGCCGCCUGCAAAGCUGCUGCGAGGUAGUUUCUCAAGAGGAAGCAGAAGAGCGGGAGGCGGACUGAUUUCAUUGAGGAGAAACAGAAAAAGAGAAAUAAAGAGAGGAAGAAAAAAAAAGAAAAAGACAUUACGAUGGCAGAGAAUAAGAUGGGCCCGAACCUCCAGGCUGGAGCUGGAUUCCUCGCCAAACGGGUCCAGAAGUCUCUGAAUCGAGCCCAGGAGAAGGUCCUUCAAAAACUGGGCAAAACCAUGGAGACCAAGGACGAGCAGUUUGAGCUGUGUUUCCAGAGCCUCAACAAACAACAGAUUGAUGGAAGCAGGUUGUUUAAAGACGUCAAAGCCUACCACUCAGCAGUGAAAGCCGUGCACGAGACGUCCAAGCGUCUGUCACAGACGUUGCGAGACAUCUACGAGCCAGACUGGAAAGGAGAGGAGGACCUCGCUGUCAUUACAGAGAGUGAAGAUCUGCUGUGGAACGACUACGAAGAGAAACUGAGUGACCAGAUCGUGCGCACCAUGGAGAACUACACAAGCCAGUUCCCAGAGGUCAAGGAACGUGUAGGUAAACGCGGUCGCAAGCUGGUGGACUACGAUUCAUCGCGUCACCACCUGGAAGCGCUGCAGAGUGCCAAGAAAAAGGAUGAGGCCAAAAUAGCAAAGGCGGAGGAGGAGUUCAACAAAACCCAGAGUGUCUUUGAGGAAAUAAAUAACGAGCUGAGGGAGGAGCUGCCGGUUCUCUAUCAGAGCCGGAUAGGUUGCUAUGUGACGGUCUUCCAAAACAUAUCAAACCUGAGAGAUGUCUUCUAUAAGGAAAUGAGUGUGCUGAACCGUGAGCUGUACAAUGUGAUGAAGAAACUGGAGACUCAACACUCGGGAAAAGCCUUCAUCAUCAAGGGUCUGAACAGCACCACAAGCAAAUCAAAGAAGAGAAAGUCCCUGGUUAUCUCCAAUCCCAUCCCUUGCAAUACAGCUUUCCCAACCGACCACAUCUCCAUCCACUCCUCCACCGAAAACGGUAAAGACGCUGAGCCCUCUUCGCCCGUCCAACAAACUCAAAGCAUCUCCGAAGAAACCGGCCUGCCAGAUGAAAGCGGCGCCUCAUCCAAAGAUGUCAACUCGUCGGACUCCGAUCUCAGCUCCAGCGGCAGGGAAACGCCCCAGAGGCAAUCGAUGUCUGACAAUGAGACCAGCGACCGCAGCACAGGGAGUCAAAGUCCUGAGGCGGUGGAGCCAGAAGCCGACCUGGCUACAAACCAGUCCGAUGACUCUGGGGUGGGUGUGCCAAAGUCAGAUGCUACAAGUCAGGAGGUGUCCAAUCCCUCUGAUUCUGCAGAUAGUGCGCCGCAGAGUCCGGACCAUGAGACUGUGAGUGACCCAACAUCCAAGAGUCAGGAGCAGGAGAAUGUGAGUGACCCAACAUCCAAGAGUCAGGAGCAGGAGAAUGUGAGUGACCCAACAUCCAAGAGUCAGGAGCAGGAGAAUGUGAGUGACCCAACAUCCAAGAGUCAGGAGCAGGAGAAUGUGAGUGACCCAACAUCCCAAAGUCCGGAGCAGGAGAAUGUGAGUGACCCAGCAUCAGAGGAGGCAGGGCCAAAACCUCCCCCGGUCCCUGCCCCUCGCAUCUCCUUCCGCUGCACAGAUAGACCCGCCCUCUUAACAGCUAAGAAACAGGAGGAAACAUCGGUCCACCAGGAGACAGAUGACUCCAGUUCCCACAAUCCACCAGGCUUCCUAUACAAGGGGGUGGCGUUAGAGAGCCAUGCAGCGUCUGAAGACGGCCAGCUCCAGUUUGAAAAGGGAGACAUCAUCCUGGUGCUUGCUGACACUCAAGAGGAAGGCCUGGUGAAAGGGAUCAGGGAGGAGAGCUGGAACCAACACAGGGAUCUACAAAAUCACUCUGGGAUCUUCUCGGAAAAACUCCUCCAGCCAGUUCAGGCAGAGUGAGUCAAUAGUCACUCCUCAGUCUGUAAUACUUUCUCCUUCCUUCGAGCAGUUGGUGACUCACUCUCUCUCUCUCUCUCUCUCUCUCUCUCUCUCUCUCUCUCUCACACUCACACACACUCUCUCACACACACACACACACACACACACACACACACACACACACACACACACACACACACACACACACACACACACACACACACACACACACACACACACACAGGGAGUGAACCCAUACGUUGUGGGUGCAGAAGCUGUGCACACAGAUGAGCACAUGUCCCACGUGGGGCCUCACAUACUCUGUUGUUGCAACUUUUGUAAGGAAAAGAUUUCAAACAUUUUGCAAGGGAUGUUUGGAUUGUUAAAUGUUUCGGUAUUUUUGCAAUUUUUAAAAAGUCUUUCUGUGAAACACUGUGAAACAAAAUACAUGUUUUUUUUAUACUGAUGCUGUGAUCCUGUGUAAAAUGUCCUAAUAAAGUUAUAUAUA
This is a messenger RNA of Anoplopoma fimbria (sablefish), 2748 nucleotides long. RefSeq names its product bridging integrator 2b (gene bin2b). Gene Ontology annotation, molecular function: phospholipid binding; protein binding. The transcript has 12 exons. The coding region runs from base 450 to 2261 and encodes 603 amino acids. Gene Ontology annotation, biological process: phagocytosis, engulfment; plasma membrane tubulation; podosome assembly. Gene Ontology annotation, cellular component: plasma membrane; cytoplasm; phagocytic cup. The record is from RefSeq and is a predicted model, not a curated record. Lineage: Eukaryota; Metazoa; Chordata; Actinopteri; Perciformes; Anoplopomatidae.